AUGGGAAGCACCACCAACGGCCAUGGCCCCUCGGGUGCCGAAGAAGCGGUCACGGAGCCCAUCGCCAUAAUCGGGCUGAGCUGCAAGUUUGCAGGCGACGCGAACAACGCCCAAGGCUUCUGGAAGAUGAUGGCCGAGGGGCGCAACGCCUGGUCCGAGCCUCCGCUCUCGCGAUGGAACGCCAAGGGCGCGUACCAUCCGGACCAAGACAAGCUGAGCACGACCAGCGUCAAGGGCGCGCAUUUUCUGCAGGAGGACGUGGGAUGCUUUGACGCCGCCUUCUUCAGCUACUCGGGCAACCUGGCGGCGGCUGUCGACCCGCAGACGUCCUGCUAUACUGCUGUCUUUACCCACGACUAUCAUGACGGCCUUAUCCGUGACGAGGAUAACCUACCGCGCUUCCUGCACAUCGGCACGCCGGCGGCCAUGUCAGCGAACCGAAUCUCGCACUUUUUUGACCUCCGCGGUACCAGCUUCACGCUCGACACGGGCUGCUCGGGCGGCAUUGUGGCGCUGCACCAGGCAGUACUAGGCCUCCGAGCAGGCGAGGCCGACAUGGCGGUCGUGAGCGGGUGCAACCUCAUGUUGUCCCCAGACCAAUUCAAGACCUUUUCGUCCAUGGGCAUGGUCUCGCCUGACGGUAUCUCGUAUACAUUUGACUCACGUGCAAACGGGUAUGGUCGUGGCGAGGGCGUUGGGACUCUUGUUCUCAAACGUCUCAGAGAUGCUCUCAAGGAAGGCGACCCAGUGCGAGCCGUCAUUCGCGAGACGUAUCUGAACCAGGACGGCAAAACCGACACGAUCACGCUGCCGUCGCAGUCAGCACAGAUCGAGCUCGCGCGCGAGUGCUACCGACGCGCAGGACUCGACCCAAGAGGCACACAAUACUUUGAGGCACACGGGACCGGGACGCCCACCGGCGACCCCAUCGAGGCGCGGUCCAUCGCGGCGGUGUUUGGGCCCCAUGUUACAGGAAGAACCCAGCCGCUGCUUAUCGGGUCGGUCAAGACAAAUAUUGGCCAUACCGAGGCGGCCUCUGGUCUGGCGGCUGUAAUCAAGGUGGUGCUGGCCCUGGAGAAGGGCCAGAUCCCGCCCAGCAUCAACUAUAAGAAACCCAACCCCGAAAUGCGGUUCCAAGAGUGGGGGCUACAGGUGGCUACCGAGCUGGAGCCGUGGCCGGCAGCGGAGGAUGAGGCACGCCGUGCUUCCAUCAACAACUUUGGCUUCGGAGGGACCAACAGCCAUGUUAUCCUCGAGGAUGCCAAAUCUUUUCUUCCCAGCCCAUCACGAACAAACAAUGCCAACGGCCAUACCAGCGGCCACACCAAUGGCCACACCAAUGGCCACACCAAUGGCCAUACUAAUGGCCACACCGAACAGGAGGACCAGAGCAGCCAGGAUGAAGAGGACAGCGAGGUGCUCGUAUUCUACGGCCGCGACGAGCAGGCCUGCCAGCGCAUGGUCUCGGGCGUCAAGGAAUACCUGGAGGAACACCGCAGCACCCCAGACCCAGCCGGGCUGAUGCGAGACCUGAGCUUCACCCUCAACUCCCGCCGCACACGGUUCCCCUCGGGAUGGGUGUCGGCUCACGUGGUGCCGUACUCAGGCUCGGACCUCCACCUGGCCAUCGAGAGCCUGGAAGCGCCACAGUUCAAGCCGGUGCGCCUAGAAUCAAGGCCGCCUCGCAUCGGCAUGGUCUUCACCGGCCAGGGAGCUCAGUGGUACGGCAUGGCACGGGAGCUCAUCAGCACGUAUGCCGUCUUCCGGGCGUCGCUCGAUGAGGCCCAAGGCUACCUUGAAGAGUUCGGCGCCGAGUGGUCCUUGGUUGAGGAGCUGAUGCGCGACGCGGCUACGACGCGGGUCAACACCACGGCGCUCAGCAUCCCCAUCUGUGUAGCUGUCCAGAUCGCACUGGUGCGCCUGCUCAAGACGUGGGGGGUCGAGCCAGCCGCCGUGACGUCGCACUCGUCAGGCGAGAUAGCAGCCGCAUACGCGGUUGGGGCACUGAGUGCGCGCCAGGCCAUGGCUGCCGGCUACUACCGUGCUGCCCUUGCUGCCGACAUGAGCCUGAGGAGCGAGGGGCCCAAGGGCGCCAUGGCGGCUGUCGGCGUUGGAAAGGACAGUGCCACGUCCUACCUGGACAAUCUAACGCCUGCCAACGGCAAGGCAGUGGUGGCGUGCAUCAACAGCCCCAACAGCGUCACUAUCGCUGGCGACGAGGCCGCGGUGCAGCAAGUCCUGGACGAGGCCGCCAAGAAUGGUGUGUUUGCGCGCCGUCUCAAGGUUGACACGGGCUACCAUUCUCACCACAUGAUGCCUAUUGCGGAGCCCUACAGAAAAGCCCUCGGUGCGGCUCUGGCGCCGCAGGGUGAGGACGCCAACAAGAGACUCGAGGCCAUAUUCUCAUCGCCAGUCACGGGCGGCCGCGUUACGCACUCCAAGCAGCUCGCUGACCCGGACCACUGGGUCGGCAGCCUGCUCCAGCCUGUGCAGUUCGUCAGCGCCUUUACCGACAUGGUCCUCGGUGGCUUGGACGGGUCAUCGAGUCGUAGUAACAUCGAUCUAGUCCUCGAGGUCGGACCACACACGGCGCUGGGUGGGCCCAUCAAGGAGAUCCUCUCGCUGCCUGAGUUUGAAGGCUUGGACGUGCCGUACACAGGCUGUCUCAGGCGCGAGGAAAAUGCUCGGGCAUGCAUGCUCACCAUGGCUGCCAGCCUCAUCCGCAAAGGCUAUCAGGUCAUCAAUUUGGAUCAGCGGAGCGUAACCCCGCCUGGGCAGGGCCUGGAAGCCAAACCAAGCGUCCUGACCGACCUGCCUACGUACCCAUGGAACCACACCAUCAGGCACUGGGCCGAGGCCCGCAUCCACACGGCCUACCGACAGCGGAAUCAAGAGCCGCACCACCUGCUCGGCAUGCCGGUUCCGGGGGCCAACCCCGACGCAGCCACAUGGAGGCAGAGAGUGCGCGUCUCGGAGAACCGCUGGCUGGAGGAUCAUGUCAUACAAGGCGCCAUCCUGUACCCGGGUGCUGGUUUUGUAUGCUUGGCCAUCGAGGCGAUAAAACAGCAGCUUGCGGCAUCAGACCAGCAGGCGCCGGCGGGUUAUAAGCUGCGUCAGGUCGAGAUACACCAGGCGCUGGUGGUCCCGAGCAGUGCUGACGGCAUCGAGGUGCAGACGGUGCUCCGGUCUGUCAGUGACAAGGUGAUUGGCGCUCGUGGCUGGAAAGAGUUUGAGAUCUCGUCUGUGACGGCGGAAAGCCGCUGGACGCAACAUGCUAGGGGGUUGAUCAUGGCCGACCUCACAGUGCCAGGCCACAAAACGACGCCGAACGCCUUGGGCAGCUCGGCCUUUAUACGGCGCAUCGACCCUCAAGAUAUGUGGGCCAGCCUACGCCGGCUCGGCCUGAACCACGGGCCCUCGUUCCAGAACACCAAGAGCAUUGUGCAGGACGGCAGCGCCAGGGACGGGGUCCGGCUCGGCGUGACCACCAUUGGCGUUGCCGAUUGCGACACCCAGCAGGCCCAGAGCAGGCACGUGCUUCACCCGACCACGCUGGAUUCUGUCAUUGUCUCGACGUACGCAGCACUGCCCUCGGCCGGCGCCAACGACGAUGCUGCCAAGGUGCCGCGGUCGAUUCAGAACCUCUGGGUCUCGGCUGCCAUGCCCACUGCUGCUGGGCACGUCUUCACCUGCAACGCCAGGCUGGGCCAUGUCAGCUCGCAGAGCAUCCAGGCCGAUAUUUCUGUUGUCGACGGGGGACUUGGAGCGGGCCAGACCGUGCUGGAGGUGCAAGGGCUUGUGUGCCAGUCCCUGGGCCGCAGCGCCGCAGCCUCUGAUCAGGAGCAGCAGCAGCAACAGCAGCAGCAGGGACAGUGGGAUAAGGAGCUGGCCACCAAGAUUGAGUGGGCGCCCGACCUCCAGCUCUCCAUGAGCCUGCCUGGCGCGUCGCAGGCCGCCAGGACCAGGCUCAGUCCAUGCAGUGCGAUGGACUCCAAGGACAAGGCAGUGCUGAUGGGUCUGCGGCGGAUGUGCGUCUACUUCUGCCACGACGCGGUGCAGGCCCUCACAGACAAGAAUGUGGCCAACCUCGAGCCACAUCACGUCAAGUAUUACAACUGGAUGAGGAGUGUGCUCAGCCUCGCAGCAUCAUGCCGUCUGGGGCCCGACAGCGACACGUGGACGCGCGACUCGCAGCUCGUGCGGGACAGGAAUAUCGCCCUGGCCGAGGCGCAGAGCGUCGAUGGCGAGCUCAUUGGCCGUCUGGGCCCGUUGCUCGUGCCUUUGCUCUCUGGCGAGCAGGCGCCGCUCGAGGUCAUGACGCAGGACAAUCUGCUGUCCAGGUACUGCUCUGACGCCCUCAGGACCGCCCCAGGCUUUGCGCAGUUCACCCAGCUGCUGCGCACCGUCGUGCACAAGAACCCUCGCGCCCGAGUCCUCCAGAUCGGUGCCGGUGCUGGAGAAGCCACACGCCACGCGCUCAAGGCGCUGGGAACCGACAGCGAGGGCGGCCCGUUUGUGGACAGCUGGCACUUUACCGAUGUGGACUCGACCUCUUUCGAGGCCGUACGCGCCGAGCAUGCAACCCAGAGCAGAUUCUUGGAGAUACAGUUUGACCAGCUCGACAUUGACCAGGACCCAGCGGCGCAGGGCUUCCAGCUGGCAAGCUACGAUGUUGUGGUGGCCUGCCAGGCGCUGUACGCGGCCAAGAACGUCGCCCGCGCCAUGGCUCACGUCUACAGCCUGAUGAAGCCUGGGGCCCAGCUCCUGCUCAUGGAGACGACACAGGACCAUGUCGAUGUCCAGUUCAUACGUGGCCUGCUCCCUGGCUGGUGGCUGGGCAGAGAGGAGCCUGAGCGCGACUCCAGCCCUGCCCUGCCCACGUCGUCAUGGCAAGAGGUGCUCAAGAGUGCCGGCUUCAACGGCAUCGACGUCGAGCUCCGCGACCACGAAACCGACCAAGACAUGCACUCGGUCAGCAGCAUGUUGGCAUCAGUGCCCAUGCCGCCGCUGGAGCUGCCAGAGAACAGCGGCGUCGUCGUCGUCGCCAGCAACAAGGCGCCGCUCCCGGCUAGGUGGCUCCAGCUCCUGCGAGCAUCCAUCGCAGGCGUCACCGGAGGGUCUCUUCCUGCCGUGCAAACACUUGAGUCUCCAGAGAUGUCGUACAGAGACAAGUUCUGCGUAUUUGUCGGCGAGAUUGACCGGCCCCUGCUGGUCGACCUCGAUGCUGCGGCCCUGGAGGGCAUCAAGAUGAUGGCGACAACCUGCAGCGGCCUCCUUUGGGUGACACGAGGAGGCGCCGUCGAGUGCACAGAACCCAAGAUGGCCCUGGUAAACGGAUUUGCCCGCGUUAUCCGCAACGAAUAUGUGGGCCGCAGGUUCCUCACGCUGGACCUCGACCCCGAGCAGAACGCAUGGUCGCAGUCAGACGCCUCGACCAUCGCCCACGUCAUGCAGACGGGCCUGGGAAGCCCUGUCGGUGCUGCCUCGUCCUUGACCGCCGAGGAGACCGAGCUGGCCCUGCGCAGCGGCCUCCUCAUGGUCCCGCGCAUCUACAAGGACGUGCGCCGCAACAAGAUGCUGUCGCUUAACACUCCAGACUGGGCGAACCUGCACCUGAUUCCCGAUGCGCCACUCUACCAGGAGGACCGCCCGCUGCGCCUCCACGUUGGCAUGCCGGGCAUGCUAGACUCCUUGGUGUUUGACGAUGACGAGGCGUACGAGGACUACGCCGAUGCCGACACCAUUGAGAUUGACCCUCGCGCGUACGGCGUCAACUUUCGCGAUGUCAUGGUGGCUCUGGACCAGCUACGCGAGCGCGUCAUGGGGGUGGAGGUCGCCGGCAUCAUCUCGCGCCUGGGCAGCGAGGCUGCCGCGCAGGGCUUUGCAGUGGGCGAUCGCGUCUUUGGCUUCCUGCGUGGGCCCUUUGCCAGCAUAGCCCGCAUCGGCUGGCAGGCUAUGGCGCACAUGCCUGAGGGGAUGUCGUUCGAGGACGCGGCGUCUCUCCCCAUCGUCUUUGGCACCGCCUAUGAGUGCCUCGUGAACGUGGCCCGCAUCCAGCCCGGCCAGUCAGUCCUGAUCCACGCUGCCGCCGGAGGCGUGGGCCAAGCAGCCAUCAUAUUGGCAAAGGACUACCUUGGGGCCGAGGUCUACGCCACGUGCGGCUCCCAGGAGAAACGUGAGCUUCUGAUGCGCGAGUAUAACCUGCCGGCUGAGCGCAUCUUCAACAGCCGCAACGACUCCUUUGCGCCAGGCAUUCUGGCCGCCACAGGUGGGCGCGGCGUCGAUAUGGUGCUCAACUCGCUGGCAGGACCGCUGCUGCAGGCCAGCUUCGAUGUUUUGGCGCCCUUUGGCCACAUGGUGGAGAUUGGCAAGCGGGAUCUGGAGGGCAGCAGCCUCCUUGACAUGGCCACCUUCUCACGGGUCGCAUCCUACACAUCUGUAGACGUUCUUCGCACGUUCCGUGAGCGUCGUGCCCAGUGCUACCGCCUCAUCAGCGAGGUGGCCCGUCUCGCCGGCCAAGGCGUCGUCAGGCCUGUCCACCCUGUUACUGUCUACCCUAUGGGCCAGAUCGCCAAGGCCUUCCGUCUCCUACAGACAGGAAAGCAUAUGGGCAAGGUUGUGCUGUCGACCUCGCCCGACCAGCAGGUCAAGGUGCUCCCGCGCGUGCCCAGGGCAAAGCUCAGGGCUGACGCGUCGUACCUGAUCAUCGGCGGUGUCGGUGGUAUCGGUCGGUCGGCGGCGUUCUGGAUGGCUUCCCACGGUGCCAAGAACAUUAUCGUCCUCUCUCGGAGUGCCGGCAACGUCCAGAAGAACGCCUCCUUCGUGGCCGGGCUUCGCGAGGCUGGGUGUCGGGUGGUGGCCCUCAGCUGCGAUGUCACCGACAGAGACGACCUGGCGAGGGCGCUUCGCACGUGCGAGAGCCAUGAGCAGCUGCCGCCCAUCCGCGGCAUCGUGCAGGGCGCCAUGGUCCUGCAGGACUCGAUCCUCGAGAACAUGACGAUAGACGACUGGCAGGCGACCAUCCGGCCCAAGGUCGCGGCCACCUGGAACCUGCACUCGUACUUCUCGCGGCCUGGCUCGCUCGACUUCUUCGUCAUGCUCUCGUCGCUCUCGGCCAUCUUCGGCUGGGCCAGCCAGUCGAGCUACGCCGCCGGCGGGACCUAUGAGGAUGCGCUGGCACGCUUCCGCGUUGCCCGAGGCCUGCCAGCCGUGUCGCUGGACCUCGGCGUGGUCGUCAACGUCGGCAAUGAAGCCAUGACCGUGACAGACAGGCUGGCCAAGUCUGGCCAGUCACUGCGCUUGUCCGACGAGCUGGUGAUGCAGGCCCUUCGGAUCGCCAUCCUCGAGCCUUUCCAACAGCCCCAGAUUCUGUACGGCUUGAACCCGGGUCCGGGCCCGCAUUGGGACGCGACAAACAAGUCGCCCAUGGGCCGUGAAGCCCGUUUCAUGCCUCUACGGUACCGCCAGCCGACCGGGGCACGAGGCCAGACACAGCAGCAGGACGAGUCGGAUGCUAGUGCAAAGCCGCUCUCGACACGGCUGCAGGAGGCUGACUCCCCUGUCGAGGCAGAGCGGCUGGUGGGCGACGCCAUCGCCGCCAAGCUGGCUGAGAUCUUCAUGAUCCCCACCGGGGACAUUGACAUGACACAGCCGCCAGCCUCGUUCGGUGUCGACUCGCUCGUUGCCGUGGAGCUCAGGAACAUGCUCAUGCUGAAAGCCGCCGCCGAUAUGCCCAUCUUUAAUAUUCUGCAAAGCGCCUCCCUAGCUACCCUGGCCGGCGACGUGGCCGCCAAGAGUGCCUAUGUGACGCCCAUUCUAGAGGUGGCUGUUUAA
Molecule: messenger RNA, 7833 nt
Organism: Cryphonectria parasitica EP155
Lineage: Eukaryota; Fungi; Ascomycota; Sordariomycetes; Diaporthales; Cryphonectriaceae
Exons: 6
Coding region: 1-7833 (2610 amino acids)
Biological process (GO): fatty acid biosynthetic process; secondary metabolite biosynthetic process
Molecular function (GO): phosphopantetheine binding; oxidoreductase activity; fatty acid synthase activity
Source: RefSeq, a predicted model, not a curated record